AUGGGCAAGAACAAGAAGGCCGCCGGCGAAGGCGAGGAGAAACACGAUCCAGAUACAACCAAGCAACAGCAGAAGCACGACCCAGAUGCACCCAAACAGCCAAAGCAACCAAAGCAGCCGAAGCAACCGAAGGCGCCUCCUCCUCCCCAGCUCCUCUUCCACGAGUCACUAGGCAAAGAACUGACAGCUAAGUUUGAGGACAUCACCAAAACACCAGGGCGGCGCACGUCUGUGACAAGCUACUUCGCGACCGGCAUCGUCGAAGAACAAGUACAGCAGGAUGUCAAGGCAACGGUCGUCACGACAGUGCAGAAGACUGUCGUCGUCGAACCCAAGAAAGGAGAUGACAUAGGCGAGCCGACGCCGCCGAUUGCCGGCCGCGAGCCUCCCACCAGUCCGCCCGCAGAGCCCGCCGAAACAGAACCAAAGAGCAGACCCAUCUCUACACGCUCUCACACUGACCCCGAGCACGAAGAAUUCGUUGACAAGAAGUCUGUGCCCGGGAAGAUGUACUCCCUCCGCGACAUGAACGCCUUUGAGACGAUUGAGUUUCUUGUCGCUCGCUACGGCCGCAUGACGCACAUGGGCGUUCGCGACCACAACUACGACUUCUUCCUCAACAAGUCGCGUACUGGAGUCAUCUCGUAUCGACUUGUCGAUGACAAAGUCGCCGUGAUCAGUGGCGACCCUAUCUGCCCUGUCUCAUUGUACACGCGCUUGCUGGAAGAGUUCGGUACGUACUGCAAGCACAACCACUGGCAGUGGGCAAUUCAGGGCGGAAGUUCCGAGAUGGCGGAUCUGGCGAGGUCCAAGGGGUGGGCGACGGUGCAGUACGGAAAAGAGCGAGCGUUGAAUGUGCAGACCAACCCAGUAUUGCUUGGCAGCGAGGGCAAGCGCAUUCGUACUCAGUGCAAGCAGCUGCAGAAGACUGUGAAUGUCGGAAUCUACUGCCCGGCGUAUACGCGCGAUGCGAAACUCGAGCAGCAAAUUGUCCAGAUGUAUGACGACUGGCGAGCUGGCAGGAACGAGGCGAGAAGCGUGCAGGCGUAUGUGACCGUUUUCGACCUGAUGUCACUUCAUCGACUUCUGAUCUACGUGUACACACACGACGCAGAUGGCAAGUUGCUUGGAUUUGCUACGCUGAGGAGGCUGAAGGAUGGCUACCACAUCGACCCUAUCACAGUCGACCCGGAUGCUGCGCGAGGCAUGACGGAUCUGCUGCUCAUUGCAUCGAUGGCGCUGCUCAAGGAGUCGAAUAUCGAGAAGUUGGUGCUUGGAGUCGAGCCUCUGGACGAGCUAGGAGAGAUCUCUGGCAUGUCGAGAUUGCUAGAGAAGUUGACCCGUGAAAGUCAUAAGAUCAUCUCGGCGGAACUGCCAUUGGGAGGAAAGAAAGGCUUCAACGAUCGAUUCAAACCGGAGGACGCCUUCGAGGAGAAGCUCUUCAUGAUCUAUCCCAACUCUCCAAGCAUCAAGCAGUCCGUGGCAAUGGCGCAUUUCGCAAAUAUCCAUCUCCAUGAAGCGGUGAAGCAGCGUGUCGCCAAGGAGAGAGAGAAGCGAAGGCGGUCCAGUUCUGUGCCACGCAACAGCACGGAGUCAAUGGAGACACUCGCAGCGCCAGAGGGCGCCCCGAGAUCACGAUCGCACGUCCGUGGCGAAUCUGAUGCGACAGCCGAGCCUGCAAACGGUGACAAUCUUGAUCCGAAACACCUGCGACCAACCCAUCACCGACGAGCCUCAUCAAGAUUGAACAUCUUCCGCCGCCGCAGCUCCGAUGACGGCGACGCGCCUCCUGACGAGACAAAGCCUGGAGAGCAGUCUGUCGCGGACGAACGGUCUGCUCGUCCAGAACUUCCUCAUCGGGGUUCGUCGCCACAUCAUCAUUGGUUCAGACACGGCAGUAGCGAGAUGGUAGCGCAAGCCGCCAUUGCUAAUGGUCAUCUGAUACCUCCUCAGCGACCUCGACUCGGAGAGAGGACUUCAUCGCGGUCGAGAUCUCGGAUUGGGCUCUUCAGACGGAAAAGCGGUGAGGAUGCAACUGUCGAUGAAUCUCGUGGUCGCAAUUCGGAUAGUACGCCGGUUGUUGGAUAA
This is a messenger RNA of Cyphellophora attinorum, 2088 nucleotides long. RefSeq lists its product as uncharacterized. The transcript has a single exon. Lineage: Eukaryota; Fungi; Ascomycota; Eurotiomycetes; Chaetothyriales; Cyphellophoraceae. Bases 1 to 2088 code for a protein of 695 amino acids. Gene Ontology annotation, biological process: phospholipid homeostasis. Gene Ontology annotation, molecular function: acyltransferase activity, transferring groups other than amino-acyl groups; aminoacyltransferase activity. The record is from RefSeq and is a predicted model, not a curated record.